AUGGCGUUCGCCUCCUCCUCCACUCUUCCAGCUGCCAUCUCCCUCGGCUUGGCCUUCAUUCCUAUCACCGAUAAACUCACCUACAAAAACUACCAAUCAUGGAAAGCCCAAGCUUUUUCAGCCAUCAAAGGUGCCCAAGCCGAGCGCUACAUCCAACCUUCCGCUACCCCUCCAUCCCAAACCAUCACCACCAAAAACGCCGACGGAAAAGAGGAAUCCAAGCCCAAUCCGGACUAUGCUGUCUGGGUGGCUCAAGAUCAACAAGUCCUGAGCUAUCUGCUCUCUGGUCUCUCUGCAGAGAUCCUUGGCCAAGUCAAUUCAGAAACCACAGCCGCGGGCGCAUGGGCUCCCAUCGAGUCCCGCUUCGCGGCACAGUCCCGGGCCCGUGUGAUCGCCACCAGGAUGGCCCUCACCACGGCGUCCAAAGGGACCUCCACAAUCGCCGAGUACUUCGGCAAGAUGAAAGCCCUCGCUGACGAAAUAGCAGCGGCGGGCAAGAAGCUUGAAGACGACGAGCUCGUGUCCUACAUCCUCACUGGAUUGGACGAGAGCUUCGACUCGGUCGUCUCCGGUGUCUCACUGCGCACCGAACCCAUCUCGGUGGGCGAGUUGUUCACACAACUCGUCAGCCAUGAGCAACGCAUCGACAUGCGCAGCGGUGGCAGUCACUCUUCUGCCAACAUCAUCGCUCAGAGCGGCCGUGACGGCGGUCAUCAACAUCAACAUCAACAAUCGACGCGCGGUCAUGGAGGUCGCCCUCGCGGGGGUGGUUUCCAUCGAGGUGGGCCUCCUGGACGUGGUGGUGCGCGCGCUCCAUGUACCACCUGCGGGCGCACUCAUGGCCCCAACUUCCGUCAUGGUGUGUUCUGCCAGGUCUGCAAGAAAGAAGGACACGAGGCCGACCGCUGCUUCAAACAGUUCGAUCAGAACUACACCGCAUCUCCACCACCAAGGUCUGCAUCAUCGGCCACAACUUCCUACGGUGUCGAUACAAACUGGUACUUCGACACUGGAGCAACUGAUCACAUUAGUGGAGAGCUCGACAAACUCACUGUUUGUGAUCGGUACAACGGCAGUGAUCAAGUCCAUGCGGCAAAUGGUUCAGGUAUGGAGAUAAGUCAUAUUGGUCAUGGCAUUUUGCAUUCCCCAUCUCGUAAUCUAAAUCUAAAGUAG
Molecule: messenger RNA, 1173 nt
Organism: Sorghum bicolor (sorghum)
Lineage: Eukaryota; Viridiplantae; Streptophyta; Magnoliopsida; Poales; Poaceae
Exons: 1
Coding region: 1-1173 (390 amino acids)
Source: RefSeq, a predicted model, not a curated record